Messenger RNA from Hippocampus comes (tiger tail seahorse), 5457 nucleotides. RefSeq names its product Rho GTPase activating protein 24 (gene arhgap24). Gene Ontology annotation, biological process: activation of GTPase activity; signal transduction; wound healing, spreading of epidermal cells. The record is from RefSeq and is a predicted model, not a curated record. Gene Ontology annotation, molecular function: GTPase activator activity. Bases 272 to 2638 code for a protein of 788 amino acids. NCBI's taxonomy places the organism in Eukaryota, Metazoa, Chordata, Actinopteri, Syngnathiformes, Syngnathidae. The transcript has 10 exons. Gene Ontology annotation, cellular component: focal adhesion.
CUUGUGAGUGUGGGCUCCUCCUCCUCUUGGAGAGAGAGAUUCUUUCAGCGCGCACACGUUGUGAGAGUUGAACUUGUGGACACAUUUCUCCACCAAGUGAGCCGGGGAAGCGAGACGGUGAAUUUGAACGUCAUCUCCCUUUUCUUCCUCCUCCUCGUCGUCGUCGUCGUCUCCGCCGCCGUCUUGUUGUUGACGCGGGCCGUCAUUCCACACUGGAUUUAUUUGGGAGAGCAACACCUGGUUGAUUAUCUGAAGGGUUUCAGUCGCCGUGAUGGACGAGCAGUCCCACGGCGGUCCCCAGCAGGGCGGAUCGCAAACUGGCGUGGAGCCCUUCCAGGGGAGGCAGGGUGCCAUCAGGUGCGGUUGGCUCCGAAAGCAAGGUGGUUUCGUCAAGACGUGGCACAGCCGCUGGUUUGUUCUGCGAGGGGACCAACUCUUCUAUUACAAGGACGAGGACGAGAGCAAAUCCCUGGGAGCCAUUUUUCUGCCCGGCAACAAAGUUUUAGAGCAUCCAAGCAGCGGCGAUGAAGCAGGAAAAUAUCUCUUUGAGGUCAUUCCAGGGGGAGACAGAGAGCGGAUGACAACCAACCAUGAGACCUACCUCCUUAUGGCCAGCACCCAGAAUGACAUGGAGGAUUGGGUGAAGACCAUCCGAAGGGUCAUAUGGGCGCCUUUUGGUGGAGGGAUCUUUGGCCAGAAACUGGAGGAAACAGUGCGGUACGAGCGUCGCUACGGGAACAAGAUGGCGCCCAUGCUGGUGGAGCAGUGCGCCGACUUCAUCAGGCAGCGGGGGCUUCGCGAGGAGGGUCUCUUCAGACUUCCCGGGCAAGCCAACCUAGUCAAAGAGCUGCAGGAGGCCUUUGACUGCGGAGAGAAGCCCCUAUUCGAUUGUAACACAGACGUGCACACGGUCGCAUCGCUGCUCAAGCUUUAUCUCCGAGAACUUCCCGAGCCCGUCAUCCCCUUCCACAAGUACGAUGACUUCCUGGCUUGCACCAAGCUACUCGGCGUGGAGGACGACACGGGUAUGAAAGAGCUGAAAAAGCUUGUGGAUGGUUUACCUCCGGUCAACUACAAUCUUCUCAAGUACAUCUGCAGAUUUCUUGAUGAAGUCCAGUCAUAUUCCGGAGUCAAUAAAAUGAGUGUUCAGAACUUGGCCACGGUGUUCGGGCCAAACAUCCUCUGGCCAAAAGUCAAGGAUCCGGUUGCCAUCAUGGAAGGAACCGUCCUGGUCCAGCAGCUGAUGGCUGUUUUGAUCGGCCGGCACAACGCGCUCUUCCCUCAGGACGAGGAUAGUGGUCCCCCCGGUCCGGCGGAGCUCGUCAACAACAACGUAGAGUUGCCGAGGCGACCCGCGGCGCCGACGACGGUACCUCAGAACGUCGAGAACAAUAACGUGCAGGCGCCACACCAGUGCGUCUGGGAGGCGGUCGACUCUCCUUGCCGGCACGAGGACGACCGAGGCUCCCCACGCUCCGCCAGCCCUCGGAACAUUCCGGGAUGCUUCGACAACACUCGGAGCCCGCCGCUCACCGUUAAAAAGAACCCCGCAUUUAGUAAAGGAAGCGGGAUCGUCACCAAUGGAUCCUUCAGCUCCUCGCCGCCCUCCUCUGAUCCAAACAUGGACAAGUGUCAGACACUGAUGAGCGGCGGAAGCUUACCGGGGCGCCGCAACGGGACGCUAAAAGGCUCGGGCACAAAAAUGGGCACCGGCGGCGUUACGGGAGGGGGCAAUGCCAAUGGGGUUCUUCGCAUGGGAGUCUCCGGCCCCGAUGCGAUGUCGGCGGUCCUGAACGGCCAGGGCGGUCUUUGGUUACCGAACGGAUGCGUCACGCUACGGGAGGCAAACAAAGUUUCGCGUGACUUUCCCAAUGGGGAUCAAACGUGUAACCAAAACCGUCUGUCCACGUAUGACAAUGUGCACCUAAACCAUCAGAACCUGCACCAGCACAACCACGUGGUGCACGUGGCGUGUCUCAGCGGCGGCUGCGAGGACAAGCAGAGUGUGGACAGCGCCACCUGGUCCACAUCCUCCUGCGAGAUCUCCCUGCCGGAUAACUCCACGUCCUGCCGCUCCUCCACCACCACCUGCCCCGAGCAAGACUUCUACGUCGGCCAUUAUCAGGACGUGGACGGCCUCAACCAGGACAACGGCGGUGGAGAGUCGGGCGGCGACGAGGGCAGACACACCAGCAGGGAGGCGGCGGCGGGAGGGGACGCUGCGGCGAGGAAUGGCAGCGAGCACGGUAGCAAGUACGGUGGAGGAGGAGGAGGAGGACACAGCGCGCUGCACAGUCUGGUGGCCAGUCUCAAGCAGGAGAUGCUCAAGCAGAAGUCUGACUAUGAGGCCAGGAUAAAGAGCCUGGAGCAGCGCAACCUGGACCUGGAGUCAGAGAUGGUGAGCCUGCACGAAGAGCUGGACCAGGAGCGUAAGAAGUACACCAUGGCCGAGAUCAAACUGCGAAACGCCGAGCGCGCCAAGGAGGACGCUGAGCGCCGCAAUCACAUGCUGCAAAAGGAGAUGGAGCAGUUCUUCUCCACUUUUAGCGACCUCACCGCCACCGGUGGCAGCUCCGCCUCCGUCGCCACUGUUGACCCCCGCCGGCCUGAUCGCAGCAACCCAAUAUGGAUAAAGUGAAGGUGGGCGGGUUGAACACCCGGAAAGACGACAGAGUUUCUUGUGGCGGCUCCUAGCGGGAUUUGGCUGUCGGAAACUCGGCGGGAAACUUCAUGGGGUCUUCACUUCUGCGAGCAUAUCACAAAAAAAUGGAAUCUGAGCAAAAAAGAGUUGAAUAAGAUGUCAACUGAGAUUUUAGAAGAAGCUAAUGGGGCAGGACAGGUGCUAGCUGUGAUCGCAAUCAUAAACCCUCCAUGCUGUCUUCACUUCCGCUAGUAUGUGUGGCUGAAAAAAAAAUGGAAAUAAAUCCAAACUAGCUUGAGAUUUUGGAUAGAAGAUGCUUCCAGGGGGAGAAAAGGUGUUGACCAUGUUUUCUAACGCUCUUCUUAGCAACAUGGUGAAUCACAUGCUACCCCGACCUAGCAGCUACAACUAGCAUUGGCACAAAAUAAGGGCAGAGCGAAGCUUUUUUUUUUUUUUUUCUUUCAGUCUUAGAAUUGAUUUUGGCAUUAGCGUUGCGAGUUCGUUUGUCGGCAACUUACAUCUACGGACUGAAAGGGGAACUAAACGCAAUAUGUCAAAACUGUCUGAUAAUGUGAUAUAGUCUUCAUCUGGUGCUGUUGACUUCAAUCCACUAAGUAUUGACAGCUGGCAGACGACUUUUCAAAGGCAGUUUAAUAGGCGGAAAAUGAAUCUGCACACUUGUCUGAAACAGUUUCUGUUUGUGUUUGCAACUUCUGCCUUCAUUAGCCUCAGAUAGCAUCCUAUCUGCCUCUUUUAGCAACUCUUCUGCACAAGCUCAGACGUGGCGGUGAAAAGUUUUAAUAACUAGGACAUAAUGUAAAUGAUGGCGUCGCCUGGGGUGACGUCUGGGUGAGACUUUGUGUAAAUAGAGCACUAUUUAAAUCCUCUCAAAGUCUAUGUGUCACGUUGGGUACAAAACCAUUGGUCCUCGCUCUUUGUUGUCCGUUCUGUACAUAAAGAAGGAGGGAACGCGCGUCUUUUGUAUAAAAAGAAAUCAAUGCCUAAAUGUGCUAUUUAAAUAUUCAUACAUUUUCACACUGUAAACGUGCUUGCACUUCCUCGUUCUUGUUGGGUUCAUGACCAAAAAAAAAACAAAACAAAACAAAAAAAAAAAAAAACAGCGAGUGUGUAGCAAGAUGUGCGUGAGGGAAUGUCUAUGAUGGACUUGUUCUCAUCAUGUGUUGAACCAAAUAAACUGUACGGUACGAGACAGUCGUUUUAAACCUGCUGCUGGUCAUUGCAGGUGCACUAGAUGUGUCCCGAUGCUAGGUGGCUACAUGUUAGCAUCGCUAUAUAUAUAUAUUGUACAUACCAUCAUUUCCCUCCCACCUAAGAGGAUAACCACCUCACUCAAACAGCCCUGUUUGAACCAUGUUGGUAACCAAAAAUGCAAACGAGGCAUGUAACACUUUGUCUUUGUGCAUCUCCCUCACCAGAAGAUUUUUUUCUUAAUGGUGAGAGGUAAAGGACUGGGACUUCUGUGGAAUAAUCCACACACAGCAUACUUGAUUCUUAAAGAAGUGAUUAUACAAAUGAUAACUAUGAAUAAAAAUGCAUUCAAAAAAUAGAAAUUGUUAUUUUCAACACCUUUUUUCAAAGUGACCUGGUUGCAAUAUAUUCAACUUAAAAAAAAAAGAGGUUAAAAUGUUAAGCAAAUGUCCACAGAGAAGACCACACAUUUCUCAAAGGUUUUGUUUAUUUUCAGUCACAUACAUUACGUACUAUUGUUUUGUUUUUACAUACACAGUUCCUUUAAAAUGUGUUUGGAGUAACAGCUCUCAUUUUUUUCCUCUCAUUUUUUUCACCUUUUGCAAUAGUUUCACACUUUUAUUUGCCUGAAGCUUUUGAGAUCAUCAGCAGGAAACACUUGUGUUUAAUUCACUGUCAACCCAACAAAAUGCUGAAUGAAAACAUUCCAAAAUGAAAGGCGGAAAAAUGGGAGAGUAGGAGUUGAUUCAGAUGACCUGUACAUUGUAUUUCGUCAACUUUGAAGUAUGACGCUAGCAUCGGUGUCCUUGGGUCUGCUUUUAUUGCGUUCUUCGAUUGUUGUUAUUUACAAUAUGACAACAAAAGCGUGUGACCAGAAAAUGCUUUCACGUGACAAAUAAAUUAAUGGAAACAUCCCUCGUGAUGAAAAUGAGGAUUUGCUGUGAUUCCCCAAAGAAAAUCAACACAGGAUUUUUCGACAGUUAAGAUUUCAGUUCUGAUUGUGUUGACUUGCUGGUUUAUGUCAAUCAAAUGUGCUCGAGCGCACACUCACACACACACUACAACCAUACAGCAAUGACAAAUGAUUUUCUUCUACUUUUACAUUCAGUGCCGACAAGCCAGCAAGGACCCAAAAUAUCUUACUGUGUAUGGAGUUUUUUUUUUCCAAAAUUGAUUUAAAUAUAAAGUAAAUGAUAUAAAUGAUUCAAAAAUAUCAAUGAGUUCUUAAAAAAUUAAUAAACGUGAAUUUAUUUUUUAAAAACUAGUUACAUUGUAAAUGUGACUAAUUGGGCAUAAUAAUUGUAAUUAUUUCUUUACAAAUUUAUAAUAGAUUUGAAAAGUCGAUAUUUAUUCGUAAUUAUUAUUUUUAAUGAAUGCGUUUAUUUUAAAAACGUAUUUCACCACAAAAAGCACCGUGACGUUUAAAUGUCAAAACAACGAUCGAAAAAAACAGGUAGAAAAGGGGAUGGGGCGGUUGGCCCACCCUCUGUCGUUACGGUUAAAUCAAUCGGUGCCACCAUAAUGGCUUUCUACGAUUUAUCUGCCAUUUAUUAUUUCACUUACUUUAUAUUUAAUUGCUUUUGGCAAACUAAAAAAAAACCAAAACA